Phycomyces blakesleeanus NRRL 1555(-) is the source of this 816-nucleotide messenger RNA. RefSeq lists its product as hypothetical. NCBI's taxonomy places the organism in Eukaryota, Fungi, Mucoromycota, Mucoromycetes, Mucorales, Phycomycetaceae. Gene Ontology annotation, biological process: sphingosine biosynthetic process. The record is from RefSeq and is a predicted model, not a curated record. Gene Ontology annotation, cellular component: membrane; intracellular membrane-bounded organelle; cytoplasm. The transcript has 5 exons. Bases 1 to 816 code for a protein of 271 amino acids.
AUGGUUCAUAUUCUUAAACUCACAAAGGUCCAUCAGCCCAUUGAACUUGCCUAUGAUGGUGAAGGUCUCCGUAUUGAUGGAGAUUUGAAUCCCCGGAAGAAGCUCAAAGCCGAGAGAACAUGUUGUUGUGUUCCCAUGCCUCCGCCCGCACAGGAAGACCCAACAUUACUGCCCAUUCCCAACCUGAACAUCUUAAAUGCCUUUUAUAAUGCCAAAACCAACAUGGUUCAAAUUCACGCUCUUAUUCCCCGGGAACAAGAUAAAGAAGAUACUCCUCUUGACCUAUACAAGUUUAUGUACACAGUUCAUGACAACAAGGAGGAUGAAGCUAUCGAAUUUUGUGAGUCUAUGAUGGCAGAGGUUUACAAAGGUCUCAAGCGGGAAAAGUCUCUCAAAGUGCUUAUUAAUCCCUUUGGUGGACAAGGAAGAGCCAAGGAGAUUUACAAUAGCUAUGUAUUUCCCAUCUUUGAAAGUGCAAAGUGCAAAGUUGAUGUUCAGUAUACUGAAUUCCAGGGACAUGCUAUUAAGAUCGCAAAGGAUCUUGAUAUUGAAGCAUUUGAUGCUAUUGUUUCCGUAAGUGGUGACGGCAUUCCUCAUGAAAUCAUCAACGGUUAUAUGCAACGUCCCGAUGCUACCGAGGCUAUGAAUAAAGUGCCGUUGGGUGUUAUUCCCGGAGGAACUGGAAAUGCAUUGAGCACAAACAUGGCAUUGGAUCUUUGUUCUGUAUCAUUCAGUGAUCACCGCUAUUUUUCCUUCCUCUCUCAGAACUAUGGUAUUACUGCUUAUGCCGAUCUUGGCACCGAAGACUUGCGGUAG